Lolium rigidum is the source of this 807-nucleotide messenger RNA. Its product is annotated as AT-hook motif nuclear-localized protein 29-like. Gene Ontology annotation, biological process: vegetative to reproductive phase transition of meristem. The transcript has a single exon. Lineage: Eukaryota; Viridiplantae; Streptophyta; Magnoliopsida; Poales; Poaceae. Bases 1 to 807 code for a protein of 268 amino acids. Gene Ontology annotation, cellular component: nucleus. Gene Ontology annotation, molecular function: DNA-binding transcription factor activity; minor groove of adenine-thymine-rich DNA binding. The record is from RefSeq and is a predicted model, not a curated record.
AUGGCCGCCGGCAGCAACAAGUGGUGGCAGGACUACCCGCCGCAGCAGCUGCAGCACGAGCAGCUGCCGCCGGUGUCCAUGCCGCCGCCGCAAGAUGCCCCCUUGGCGGCCUUCUCGCCCGAGACCAAGCCGCCGCCGCAGCAGGGCCAGGGCCCGACGGGCGUGGAGGCGGGGCCGGGGGCGGGCGCCAUCGUGCCGCUGCGGCGGCCGCGGGGCCGGCCGAUGGGGUCCAAGAACAAGCCGAAGCCGCCGGUGAUCAUCACGCGCGACAGCCCCAACGCGCUGCACUCCCACAUCCUCGAGGUGCCCCCGGGCGCCGACGUCGUCGCCUGCGUCGCCGAGUACGCGCGCCGCCGCGGCCGCGGCGUCUGCGUGCUGGGCGCGUCGGGCGCCGUCGCCGACGUCGCCGUGCGCGGCGCGGCCGGCCCCAUCCCGGGCCGCCUCGAGCUGCUCUCCAUGACCGGCACCGUGCUCCCGCCCCCGGCGCCCGCCGAGGCGUCGGGGCUCGCCGUGCUGCUCUCGGCCGGGCAGGGCCAGGUCGUGGGCGGGUGCAUCGUGGGGCCGCUCGUCGCCGCCGGCACCGUCACGCUCUUCGCCGCCACCUUCGCCAACGCCGUCUACGAGCGCCUCCCGCUCCAGGACGACGCCGUCGACGCCGACGUCAAGCCCGACCUCUCCAACGCCACCGACCCUUCCGUGUCCCAGCAAGUGCAGGCACAUCUGCCGCUACCGAUGUCUCAGCCCAUGGCCAUGGGCGCCGGCUACCCUGACCACCGCUCGCCUCCCUACGGAUGGGGAGGACAUUGA